Molecule: messenger RNA, 577 nt
Organism: Hemiscyllium ocellatum (epaulette shark)
Lineage: Eukaryota; Metazoa; Chordata; Chondrichthyes; Orectolobiformes; Hemiscylliidae
Gene: fshb
Product: follicle stimulating hormone subunit beta
Exons: 4
Coding region: 1-546 (181 amino acids)
Biological process (GO): G protein-coupled receptor signaling pathway
Cellular component (GO): cytoplasm; extracellular region
Molecular function (GO): hormone activity
Source: RefSeq, a predicted model, not a curated record
AUGUCUCCCGGGGGCGGGAUCCCGGCCGCCUACUCCCGCCGCCUGGUGACCGCUGUUGGCGGCGGCGGCGGCGGCAGCGGCGGCGGCCGCCCGGGAAUUGGCGAGCCGCUGGGCAUAACCGUAAGGCGGAUAAACUUUAUGUUCCAAAUUAUGGUGACCAGGAUUUUUGUAAUAUACAUAUUUAUCUUUUUACUAAGCUGGAUGUCUGUCCAAUCACUGAACAGAUGUCAGUUAACUAAUAUCACGAUUUCAGUGGAGAAGGAAGAAUGUGGGUAUUGUGGCAUGGUCAAUGCAACUUGGUGUGCUGGUUACUGCUUCACUAAGGAUCCAGUCAGCAAGAAUUCUUUGGCGUCCAUCUAUCAAGAUAUUUGCAGCUACAGAGAAAUUAUCUAUGAAACAAUAACCAUUCCAAACUGCCCUGCCAAUGUUGACCCUUACUACACAUACCCUGUUGCUACAAGCUGUCAAUGUGGAAUGUGUAACACUGAAACCACUGAUUGUACAGUUUCAGCUCUGGAACCGACACACUGCUCCUUGACACCAUAAAGGGCAAAUCACAUUAAUAGAGCAGCGACAA